AUGAGGUAUCUCUUCGUAAAUUCUCCAUAAUUUUUCGUUCUUUUCAGAGGAACUCUACUGUUUUCUCUUCUUCUUCUUCUGAUCUCGCUCAUCACGGCACAACCGGCCGAUGACAACGAUCUUCUUCCCAGAUUGGAAAUGCUCGACAGCAAUAUGCAAAGAUUGAAUCUCACUGACAUUCACUUCUUGAAUCCGAACGACGUUAGUAUUUUUAAUGACAGACGAAAUGAAUCUUUCUUCGUUGCAGAUUGUGAAAGUGGAGACUGUAGUGAAUGUGUUCAGGCCGAUCGCUGGCAAGGAUUUAUAUCAGAUCAUGCAGGUUUUUCUUUUUUUCUUAUCACUUGUUUGUUUCAAUAAAUUACUUUCAGGAAAAGUUGAACGAAACUCAAGAGUACAUGGUGAACGCGUCGCCGGCAGAAAGGAAAAAGUGGAAGAGCGCAGUCAUCGUCCCGCCUUUGCCGAAGAAGAAAAAUGGUAUUCGAGCUGGAAGAGCAGCUGCUUCCCCUUAA
Caenorhabditis sp. 36 PRJEB53466 is the source of this 509-nucleotide messenger RNA. NCBI's taxonomy places the organism in Eukaryota, Metazoa, Nematoda, Chromadorea, Rhabditida, Rhabditidae. The record is from the annotation of a GenBank genome assembly.